CUCCAUGGAAUGACGUCGGAGCAGCUGCUCGCGCUGACAGGCAGGCCGUCCCUCCCUUCAUCCAGCCGUACCCGCGCCGGAACCGCCGCGUCAUAACCCUCCAACCAUUCAUUCAUUAUGGCCGUCGUAACCGUUGCGCUUUCGUUGGCGUGCAUCGUCGCUGCCUCUCUCGCAUUCGCAAUCGACCACUUCUACCGCCGCCAGCCCUGGAUCCCCCGCACCCGCAUCAUGGCAACCAGCAUCUCGGACAAGGUCUUCGCGCUCUGCCACGAGAAGGACACCGUCAGCAGCUUGCUGGCUGAAGACCCGAGCCUCAAGCCCGCAGACGCGGCGCGCCAGCUGUACGGCCGCCAUGGCUUUAGCAUCUAUGAGGGCAAGCUGCCAGCCGAGCGCCGGCGCGCUACGGACGAGGAGCUGGAGCGCGCACGCCGCUGCGGGAGAUUUGGUGACACGAAGCCCAGCGAGCUGUUUCUGCGCGUCUGGCAUGAUGCGCUUUGCACGCUGGAGAACGAUCCGCUGGCUGGGGUUGUCAGCCCGCCGCUAAUGGGGAGCACGGGCGUGAUUCCGCUGACGGUCAUCUCGUCGCUGCCGGAUAUCUGCAGGCACAUGGCGAACCUUAUUGCGCGCGCGGAUAAAGAGGUCUUCCUCGCCACGAAUUAUUGGAAAGAGUCAGAUGCUUCGAGACUGAUCACGGAUGCGAUGAAAGAGCUGUCGAAGCGGGCGGGGGCUAGGGGUAAGCGGGCCGUUGUCAAGGUCAUCUACGACCGCGGGAGCGUGAAGCAGGUCGCCGAUAACCAUCUGCAAGUCAACGAGAAAGACCGUACCCUGCCGGGCGUUGCGCUGCCGUCUCAAGAGGAAAUUCCUAACAUUGAUAUGGAGGUUGUUAACUACCACAGGCCGGUCCUGGGGACUUUCCACGCAAAGUUUAUGAUUGUGGACCGGAGGAUUGGUAUUCUUUGCAGUAACAACAUUCAAGACAACGACAAUUUAGAGAUGAUGACGCACUGCGAGGGACCCAUCGUCGAUUCUCUCUACGACAUGGCCCUCCUCACAUGGCACGAAGCACUAAACCCUCCUCUGCCCCUGCUUGGAGCAUUGACCACGAAAAGGGACAGCGUUCUUACUACAGACACAUCAUCACUCGUUGAAAUAGUAGACAGCACCGGAGGGCUCCUCACCGCCAAAAUUCAGCACGUCAAUGACAGCGGCGAAAGACUACCAGAGGACGCCCCCGGCGACCCGCACUACGACGCGGACAUCGCGGGCGAGAUCCUGCGCCUGCAAUCCGCACUAACGCCCGCCCAUGGCGAGCGCGUCGUCGACCUCGUCGCGCAGCACCUGAACGCGUCCACGCAUCAGACCCUCACGGCCACGGCCCCAGACUGCGCCCCCGAAGACGCCAUGACGCCAUACAUAGCGCACGCGCCCCACGCGGCCUUCCCCAUCGCGCUCGUGAACCGCCGCCCCUUUGGCGCCCUUUCCCACGCCAGCAUCAACACACCCCAAAACGAGGCCUGGCUGUCCGCGAUCCGGCACGCGCAACGCAGCAUCUUCAUCCAGUCGCCAGACAUCAACGCGGAACCGCUGCUGCCGGCGCUGGUGGCGGCGGUAAGAAGAGGCGUCGAUGUCACGCUGUUCGCGACGCUGGGGUACAAUGACCUCGGCGAGCUGUUGCCUGCGCAGGGCGGGACGAAUGAAAUGGUGGCGCAUGGGCUGUAUGCCGCGUUGGAUGGUGAGGAGCGCGACAGGUUGAAGGUGUGCUGGUAUGUCGGCAAGGACCAGCUCCGCCCGCUGCAUAACGCGUUCAAGCGCCGCAGCUGCCAUAUCCCGACGUCCCCCUCCCCUCUCUCCACUUCACUCUCCUUCCCUGCUAAUGCAAUGUAUGCAGUCAAGCUCCUGAUCGCCGACGGCCACAUCGCCAUCCAGGGCUCCGGCAACCAGGACACGCAGUCGUGGUUCCAUUCGCAGGAAACGAAUAUCCUGAUCGACUCGGAGGCUGUCUGCCAUGAGUGGCUGGACGCUCUUCGUAGGAACCAGAACACGCAUUUGUUUGGCGAGGUUUGUAGGGGUGGUGGCGGCGGCGCUGGCGUCGGCGCUGGCUUCAGUGGGGGUAAAGGUGGUGGUGGUGGGCAGGAAAGAGUGGCGGGUGUCUGGUAUGAUGACGAGGGAAAGGAGGCGGAGGGCGCGCUAGGCGUGAACCCGGGCAGGUUUAGCUGGGUCAAGGGCGUCGUGGGCGCUGUGCAGAGGGUGAGGGGGACGGGUGGGUUCUGAGGUUGGGAGGGGGUAGUGGUAGCGUGUUCAGUGUGAUUGAUUGAUUGAUUGGUUGAUUGGUUUUUGGACUGUGCGAUGCUGCGUUGUGUGGGCGGUGGUCAGGGUCGUGGUCGUGGUCGUGGGCGUUUGCUGGUGCGUCACGCGUGUUUAGCGGUUGUGUGUUGUAUGCGAUGGAGAGGUUGUGGUGUUGUGUUUAGUCCGCGUUUUGAGUUUGUUGUUUCUGAGAUAUUAGGUCUGCGUGCACUUUCUAGUGGUGUGGUUUGG
Messenger RNA from Aplosporella prunicola CBS 121167, 2535 nucleotides. RefSeq lists its product as uncharacterized. Bases 118 to 2271 code for a protein of 717 amino acids. Gene Ontology annotation, molecular function: catalytic activity. NCBI's taxonomy places the organism in Eukaryota, Fungi, Ascomycota, Dothideomycetes, Botryosphaeriales, Aplosporellaceae. The transcript is spliced from 6 exons. The record is from RefSeq and is a predicted model, not a curated record.